Messenger RNA from Dryobates pubescens (Downy woodpecker), 3192 nucleotides. It is a transcript of the gene MANBA, whose product is annotated as mannosidase beta. NCBI's taxonomy places the organism in Eukaryota, Metazoa, Chordata, Aves, Piciformes, Picidae. Gene Ontology annotation, biological process: carbohydrate metabolic process; glycoprotein catabolic process. Gene Ontology annotation, molecular function: beta-mannosidase activity. The record is from RefSeq and is a predicted model, not a curated record. The transcript is spliced from 17 exons. Bases 20 to 2773 code for a protein of 917 amino acids.
AGCAGCGUCUGCGCGGGCCAUGGCGGUGAGGCGGCAGCCUGACGGGGCCGCGGGGCUGGCCGGCCGCUCCUGCCGGCCGCCAUGCUGGCAGGCAGGGCGGCGGACGGGCGCCGCCAUGAGCCGAGCUGUGCCGCUGCUGGUGUUGCUGGUGGCGGCUGCCGGCCGGGCCAGCGUCUCGGCCGCUGCCGGCCCGGAGGUGCACAGCUUGCGGGGAAGCUGGCGGCUGGGCAACGGGAACGGCUCAGUGGUGCUCCGCGGGGAGGUGCCGGGUUGCGUGCACACCGCCCUGCAGCGCCGGGGCCUCAUCCAGGAUCCAUACUAUAGGUUUAAUGAUGUGAUGUACAGGUGGAUCUCACUGGAUAACUGGACUUACAGCAGGACGUUCAGAACUCCUUUUGACAUCCGAAAAUGGCAGAAAGUGAAUCUGGUUUUUGAGGGAGUGGAUACAGUAGCACAGAUCCUGCUCAACAAUAUCACUCUUGGGAGAACGGACAACAUGUUCAACAGAUAUAGCUUUGAUAUUACCAGCGUGAUCAGGGAGGUCAAUUUUGUUGAGGUCCGUUUCUUGUCAGCCAUUUCAUACGCAGCAGAGCAGAGCAGAUGUCACAAAGCAUACAGCAUACCCCCGGCGUGCCCUCCACCUGUGCAGAAAGGAGAGUGCCAUGCUAAUUUCAUCAGAAAGGAACAGUGUUCAUUUAGUUGGGACUGGGGGCCUUCUUUUCCCACUCAAGGAAUCUGGAAAGAUGUUAAGAUUGAGGCCUACAACCAUUACCACCUGAUUUACUUUUCUUUGACUUCUUUCUUUGUAAAGAGUGCUCAGCAGUGGAGUCUUGAAAUUGAGUCUAUUUUUGAUGUAGUCAGCUCCAAGCCAGUUGCAGGUCUUGUGACUGUGGACAUUCCCAAACUGCAAACACAGCAAACAUUCAGUGUGAAGCUUCAACCUGGAGAAGGCAGCAUUGUGCUGCUUGUAAAUAUCAACAAGAGUUCUACAGUAGAGACUUGGUGGCCAAGUGGGCAUGGAAAGCAAACUGGAUACAACAUGACAACAACUUUCAUCAUGGAGGAAGGAUACCAGAUUGAGAAAUUUUCAAAGGCCUAUUUUCGGACAGUAGAACUUGUUCAGGAGCCUAUUCCUGGCUCACCAGGUUUGAGUUUCUACUUCAGAAUCAAUGGGCGACCCAUUUUCAUUAAGGGCUCAAACUGGAUUCCGGCAGAUUCUUUCCAGGACAGAGUGACCUAUGACACAUUAUGGCUACUCUUAAAGUCUGCUGCAGAUGCUAACAUGAAUACUCUUCGGGUGUGGGGAGGAGGAGUGUAUGAGCAAGAUGAGUUUUAUGACAUUUGCGAUGAAAUGGGAAUCAUGAUUUGGCAGGAUUUCAUGUUUGCCUGUGCACUGUACCCAACUGACCAGAACUACUUAGAAUCUGUGAGAGCAGAACUUUCUCAUCAGGUAAGGCGUUUAAAAUCCCAUCCAUCAAUUAUCCUGUGGAGUGGUAACAAUGAAAAUGAAGCAGCAAUUGCCAGCAACUGGUUCUCCAUACCUUAUGCUGACAGAGAAGUCUAUAUCAAAGACUACGUGAUGCUUUAUGUGAAGAACAUCCAAGAAAUAGUUCUUGCUGAAGAUAGGAGUCGUCCUUUUAUUGCAUCCAGUCCCACCAAUGGCUUGGAGUCAGUUAAAGAAGGUUGGGUCUCCCAGAAUCCUUAUGAUACCCAUUAUGGUGACACUCACUUUUAUGACUACAGCAGCGACUGCUGGAACUGGACAGUGUAUCCUAAAACUCGCUUUGCUUCAGAAUAUGGGUUUCAGUCCUGGCCUUCCUUCAGUACAGUUGAAAAGGUUUCUUCCGUUGAGGACUGGUCCUACACAAGCAACUUUUCUCUCCAUCGACAACACCAUGAAAAUGGUAAUGAUCAGAUGCUUCAACAGAUUGGGCAUCAUUUCAAGCUUCCUCAGAGCACAGAUCCUAUAAAGAAGUUCAAAUACAUGAUUUACCUCACUCAGGUGAUGCAGGCUCAGUGUAUAAAGGCAGAAACCGAAUUCUAUCGUUUUAGUCAAAGUGAAAUAAUCAAGGGAGAAGGACACACCAUGGGAGCUUUGUACUGGCAGCUCAAUGACAUCUGGCAGGCACCUUCCUGGGCUUCCUUGGAGUAUGGUGGCAAGUGGAAACUGCUCCAUUAUUUUGCCCAGAACUUCUUUGCACCGCUGCUGCCUGUGGCCUAUGAAGACAGCGGUGUGUUGCAUAUUUAUGGUGUCUCGGAUCUUCACGUGGACCGCAAGCUGGCUUUGAGGGUCACUGUGCACUCCUGGAGCUCUUUGGAGCCAGUGUGCACCCUUGCCAAAUAUGGUGUGACUGUUAAAGCACAAAGUGCUGGCCCCAUCUACAAGGAGUCCAUAAAUGACUUGCUGGAGAGAUGUGGCAAUUGUACCAGGAGAAGCUGUGUCGUUACCUUCUAUCUUGUGGGAGAAGAUGGGCUCCAGAGUCCUGUGAACCAUCACUUCCUUUCCUCGCUGAAGGAUGCUGUAGGGUUAGAGAAGACCCAACUGAAGGCCUCUGUAUCCCAACGAGAUGACGUUUAUGUGUUUGUUCUCCAGACCAGGGCAGUGGCUGCAUUUGUUUCCCUGGAUGUAGGGAGUAUAAAGGGCAGAUUCAGUGAUAAUGGUUUCCUUAUGACAGAGAAGAAGAAAGUGGUUGUGUUUUAUCCUUGGGAACCUACCAGUGUUGAAGAACUGGAAAAGUCCCUAACCUUGACCUCUCUGGUGGAUGUUGUCUGACAAUACUUAAUAUCCUUCUAAGAUAAGGAGGUUAAAAAAAAAUAAUGAGAAGAGUUUAACCAAAGUUGAAGUGAUGUACAACUUGAGCUGACUGGAGAACAUCCUCUCUGUUCAUGUCUUGUGUAAAUGUUCACUGCUGAUUCAAUGUAAAGAUGGCACGAGCAAAGCUUGCAUCUGAUGUGUGGUGUAUUGAAAGCAGGCUUCCUCAGGUGCUGAGGAGAACACCUCUCCUGUACCAAAUGGGAGGGGUGAGGUGGUGCCAGAGAGCUGGUCUGAGCUCUCCACUCCACAGGAGCUCAGAGUUGUGAAUUCUUCUGCACUAAGAGGCAACACAAGUGUGCCUCCAGACUAUGGUUGUAGAAGUCUGUAUUUAUUCUGUUUUCACUAUGCAGUUGGAAGAAAUUCAUCCCAGAGGAAUA